Molecule: messenger RNA, 1314 nt
Organism: Xyrauchen texanus (razorback sucker)
Lineage: Eukaryota; Metazoa; Chordata; Actinopteri; Cypriniformes; Catostomidae
Product: sorting nexin-3
Exons: 4
Coding region: 67-555 (162 amino acids)
Biological process (GO): endocytic recycling; late endosome to Golgi transport
Cellular component (GO): early endosome membrane; retromer complex
Molecular function (GO): phosphatidylinositol-3-phosphate binding
Source: RefSeq, a predicted model, not a curated record
UGUUCCUCAGCUGAUCGGAAGUGAAAUCGAUAGCUGCUUGUUUGCCUAAUUCUGUAACGGUGAGCGAUGGCUGAUGCCAUAGCAGAUACGAGAAGGCUGUAUACCAAACCACAAAACCUAAACGAUGCAUACGGGCCUCCGAGUAACUUUCUAGAGAUUGAUGUGUCCAACCCUGAGACGGUUGGCGUCGGUCGGAACAGGUUUACGACAUAUGAGAUCAGACUGAAGACAAACCUCCCCAUCUUCAAGCUGAAGGAGUCCCGUGUCCGAAGGAGAUACAGCGACUUUGAGUGGCUAAGAGGAGAGCUGGAGAGGGAGAGCAAGGUGGUAGUGCCCCCCCUUCCUGGAAAAGCUCUGUUCAGGCAGCUCCCGUUCCGUGGGGAUGAUGGCAUAUUUGACGACUCUUUUAUCGAGGAACGGCGGCAAGGCCUAGAACAGUUCCUCAACAAAGUGGCUGGUCAUCCAUUGGCCCAGAAUGAGCGCUGUCUGCACAUGUUCCUACAGGAUGAAUCAGUGGAUAAAAACUACACCCCUUCCAAAAUUAGACAAGCCUGAACCAGUCUGGACUCUCAAUUAAAAAAAAAAACAUGGCCCACAAGCAAUAAGAGAGGUUUGAAACAUUCUUAACUGGAAAAGAAUCUUAGCAUGAACCAUAGGACAUCCAAAACAAUUACCCUGAGCACAACAAAUCUUAAACAAAUUUAAAAGAAAUGCGAUAUUGAAAACAAACUCUAGACUUGGUCAUAUCUCUUCACUUUUGAUCUGUCCUCUCUCUUUAUACAUUGUUUCAGCCUUUUUUCUCUGAAUUAUAAAUCCAUAACAUUAAUUGUUAGUCAUUACCACUCUAAGUCUGAUCAAAUAUGUUAUUUUGUGUAAUUAUUAUGACUAACAAUUAUUUAUGAUUGUCUAAGUGCACCACUAACUUUGAUAUUUGUAGAGCAGGAUGUAUCUUGAAAAACAAAUAGUUAUAUCACAAUGAUGCAAGCACUAUUUUACUCAUACUGACAUACCUAUGUUUUUGCUACAACUUACUUGUGUUGCUUUUAAUGCUGAAGAGCACACAACCUUGCAGUCACAGUGCAGGAUGCUCUUAAUUGGGAACUUCCUUGAUAUGUAGUGGUUGAUUGUGGGUCCCAGUUAGUUGCAGACAAGCCUGUUUUACUGUGUAAUAUUAUUACACAGAAACACAGGGAGUGCUGCCUACAAUGCAUGUUUCCAGAUUUGUAUACUGCUGUGCCAUUUGUUUUGUUUAUGCAAAUUUUCCAAUAAAACAGAUCAAGCACAUCUGUAUGAUCUGAUUUGAAAAACUGAAGC